CGGGACCCGCCGGCGGCGCCGCCAUGUCCUCGCCGGGGCGGUCCGAGGAGGUGGACCGGACGGUGUUCGUGGGGAACCUGGAGAGCCGCGUGCGGGAGGAGAUCCUCUACGAGCUCUUCCUGCAGGAAGACUACAUAUUUAAAAGACUGAUCUGCCAAGGACUUGAGAUUGUUGCUUCUAGCUCUUGAAGAACCAGAUCCUCCUCAUUAGGCAAAUAAUAAUCACAAGACUGGAUAUAUGUCAUUUUUAUUAAAAAUGCAGUGUAGUGCAGAACAAAAAUGCCUUAAAGAAUCAACUCAAGCAAAAAUAAACGUGUUCAGAAUCUUACUAAAAUCCCUUCUUUAAAAAAAAACACAACCAAACAACAACCUCCCCUAAAAAAAAACCCAAACAAACCCAACAAACCAAAAUGAACCCCAUCAAACUUCAAGAUCUUUGGAAAGAUGAGAUCAACGUUUGGAAGAUUCCCCACACAGGACAACCUAGGUGGAUUUUUUUUAACUUCUAUUCACUUCAUCGCUCAUCUGGAUAUUGUAUCCUCCUAAAGGCUGGACCAUUAACCAAAGUGACAAUUUGCAAGGACAAAGAAGGAAAAUCUAAAUCUUUUGGAUUUGUCUGCUUUAAGCACAAAGAAUCAGUGCCUUAUGCAAUAGCUUUGCUGAAUGGAAUCCGUUUGUAUGGAAGACCAAUUAAAGUGCAGUAUCGGUUUGGGAGUUCUCACUCAUCAGAACUAAACAGCCCUACGCAUGGUUUUGAGAACUAUAUUGACUUAUAUUCUCCUUCAUAUAGGUAUCAAGAGCCUUAUGGAAAUCCUCCAUUUCCUGUUACUCCUUUUCCAGUGAACAAUAGUUUACCUCAGGAAUACUCAGGCUUUCAAAAGUCGAUGAACCAUUUUUUAGCACAGCAGUACACAGUAGAGAGUCCAGUGGGUCAACAAUUUCCAUAUUAUCAGAUGACUCCGCCACUGCCUUCAAAUUUAUCCUUUUCUCCCUGUGAGAAGCAAGCUGCAAAUUUUAGGUCUGCACAGAGAUCUUUUGAAUUGGCCGUGCCACAUUCAAGUGACUAUGAAGUGCAGCAGGUGGAUGAAAGCACCUAUAAAAGAAAGAGAGAACAGCAAAAUUGUGACCGCGACACUAGUAUUGAGGAUGACAAAAUGAGACAAAGACGGCGUGACCAAAAAUACAAGAAGUGCAAAGCCAAGAGAAAGAUGUAUUAAUACUGUGUAACUUUUUUUUAAUUAUUGUAUUUGCUGUUUUAUUUGACAGAAAUUUAAUCUUUCACCAUUGCACUUUAUUAAAAAAAGGUAUGUUCAAGAUUCAUGUUA
Molecule: messenger RNA, 1324 nt
Organism: Grus americana (Whooping crane)
Lineage: Eukaryota; Metazoa; Chordata; Aves; Gruiformes; Gruidae
Gene: RBM11
Product: RNA binding motif protein 11
Exons: 7
Coding region: 410-1216 (268 amino acids)
Biological process (GO): regulation of alternative mRNA splicing, via spliceosome
Cellular component (GO): nucleus
Molecular function (GO): single-stranded RNA binding
Source: RefSeq, a predicted model, not a curated record